Messenger RNA from Pseudopodoces humilis (Tibetan ground-tit), 2203 nucleotides. RefSeq names its product basic transcription factor 3 like 4 (gene BTF3L4). The record is from RefSeq and is a predicted model, not a curated record. Lineage: Eukaryota; Metazoa; Chordata; Aves; Passeriformes; Paridae.
GCUGUCACGUGGCGCGGCGCUUCCUUUCUCUGUGCGCCUCUCUUUCCUUCCUCGGCCGCCAUCUUGUUCUCGCCGCGUGUUGGCAGCGGGGGCUCCGCCGCGCUCAGACGUAGCACUAUGAACCAAGAAAAACUGGCCAAGCUUCAAGCGCAGGUCCGAAUAGGAGGAAAGGGUACAGCUCGCAGAAAGAAGAAGGUGGUGCACAGAACAGCUACAGCUGAUGACAAAAAACUUCAGAGCUCCCUCAAAAAACUGGCAGUAAAUAACAUUGCUGGCAUUGAAGAGGUGAACAUGAUAAAAGACGAUGGAACAGUUAUUCACUUCAACAACCCCAAGGUUCAAGCUUCCCUCUCUGCCAACACCUUUGCAAUUACUGGUCAUGCAGAGGCUAAACCGAUCACAGAAAUGCUUCCAGGCAUCUUAAGCCAGCUUGGUGCUGACAGCUUAACAAGUCUCAGGAAGUUAGCUGAACAAUUCCCAAGACAAGUGUUGGAUAGUAAAGCACCAAAAUCUGAAGAUAUUGAUGAAGAAGAUGAUGAUGUCCCAGAUCUCGUAGAAAAUUUUGAUGAAGCAUCAAAGAAUGAAGCUAACUAAAACAUUAAUAGUUCUGGAAGCUGGCAUGGACUAGAUUUAAGAAAUCAGCUAUGUGGUUCCAAAGUUUUAAAGAAACAGAGAACAUCAUCUGUUAAUAGUUCAGUAAUAUAAAUAUUUUGUAUUUUUAUGAUGCUGUUUGUUCAGCAUUUUCUGUCAGUUGAUUUUGCAUUUUGCACUUACUCCCAGGAUCUACUCUUUUGGUCAAAAAGAAAUGUCAGUGCAGUUUGAGGGGUAUGUGUGUAUGUGUGUGGGUGUACGUAUAGUGGAGAACAAAUUGGAAACACAUAUUUAACCAUCUACCCUUUUCCUUUGGAAAUAGAAAUAAAAUGAAUCUUCAGCAUUGUUACUUUGAUUAUCACCAAAUAGUGUACAGAGGGAGUUAAGAUUAACAUUUUGUCCACAUUUUGUGACCUGAAGGCAUUACACCAUUAAAACUUGGGGUUAAUUUGCUGUAAUUAUUGUACUUUCAGGUGUGUUUCUCAGUGUACACAUAUUUUUUAUCAACCUUGUGUUGAUCCCAGAUAUUAGGGGAGAUGAGCUGUUUUAGCAGCUUGUUUGGUACAGUAACUUUUUAAGAACUUGGUCUCAUCAAAGUGUGCUAUUUUAAACCUUUUUCAUUUUGUUUUGGUUUUGCUUUGUUUUUUGGUCUCUAAAGUUUUGAUACAAGCUGGUAUUUGACUCCUUCCAUGUAGGCUUAGCAGUAUGUUCUCCUGUUGGUUACUAAAGUAUUUCCCAGUCAAAAGAAAACCACCUUGGUUCUCUACUGUGGGGUCACUUCCUAAGCUUGGAGGUCUGGUUGGUAACAGUCCAGUGCACCAGUUUUGCACAGUAACAAGUUUUUGCUUGAAUAACUUCAAGCUGUUUUCUUGGCAUGACUGCAUUUACUAGCAGCUGAUGAUCCACUUUCAUUCUUAGGGCACUAGGAACUAAAUGCACUGUGUGAGCAAUGUUUAGGGUGGGAGAAAAGAGUUGUUGACAUUUUGCCUUGCUUCCUGCUGGGCAGUCUGUGCAGUGACUAGCUCUAAAGGGAUAUUUUUCUUUUUUAUUUUGGUGUUUUGUUUUUUUUUGUUUUUUUUUGCCUGUAACUUACCUUGGCCUAUAACCUACCUCUAGGUUUGGUGUCAUCUAUGUAGUAGCUUCUUACAAAACACAAGUGCUCCUCAGGCAUAAGGAGGACAUUGGGAGGUACUGUUGGUACAGUGCAGUAUUUAUGACCUUUCUUUAAAAUGCUUAAUGUGAAGCCGUUUUCUCAGAGGCUCUUUCAAGAUUCUUGAUGUAACGUGCAUUAAAGUAUAGUUAGACAUCAUUGUAACCUCUGUCAAGGGCAGCUGUGGCUUACAAAAGCCACUUUUUUUUUUCUCUACAUCUGUCACUUAACUAUGGCUUAAUUGGAACAUAUCAGCUUUUGGUGUAGGCUCAUAUGCUAGAGAACUGUAAUAGAACAAGCAAACAGUCUGUGAGUUCUGGAGACUUCAUGAACCCAUGGAAGUAGAGCUGUAGUGGUUCAUCAGCUGAACUCCUCGGUUCAUUUUCUAGGCUUUGUUCAGUUUUUCCUGUUAAAUUUUAUAUACUACAUGGAUCUUACUACAAAAUAAAAUAACAGUACAAA